AUGUCAAGUGGAUAUCCAGGUCUUUCACCACAAGUAUCAUCAGUUACAAUUCCACCUGUAUUAAGUACAAUACCAGCAACAGUAAUUAAUAUGAAUCCAUCAUUAUUAAGUGAAAGACAUAUUUAUUUUGCUGUUAAUAAAAAAAAUAAUUCAAAUGAUAUUAAUCAUACAUUUGUUAUGAUGAAUGAUGAAGAUGGAGUUGUUAUUAUUGAUGGAAAUUCAUCGUUAGGAAAUGUUGAACAACGAACAUCUAAUGCAACACGUAAAUCAGGAAGCCUUAGUGGCAGCUGUAAAAAAUCAAAAUUAAUCCGAUGA
Adineta steineri is the source of this 315-nucleotide messenger RNA. The record is from the annotation of a GenBank genome assembly. Lineage: Eukaryota; Metazoa; Rotifera; Eurotatoria; Adinetida; Adinetidae.